AUGUGCUACAAUGGCCAGUGGACGUACUCGGAGUGGGAUACCAUGAGCUCAGAUCCGCAGGCAGUGUUCUUGUUGGUGAUCAUGAUCCUCUUUUUCGUGUCCAUAACUAGGCCUCUAUUCGUGCGGAAGGGAGCGUGGAAGAAGGGCUACCUGUUCAAGUUGCUGAGAAAGAACAAGAAGACGAAGAAGCUGGGCAAGUGGUUGGACAAUCAGACAGAGAUGGCCCUGAACAAACUCUUCCGCCGCCCCGACCGAGAGGACACUCGGCGAAGGAGAAGUGGGAGCAUCCAACUCUCGCAAAAGGACGUCGUGCCUCGACCCGCCCUGGCAGACGACCCUUCCUUCUCCAGGCCGGACAUGACGGAGAGCUCCGCAGAAGACGUAACUGAUGCGGUGACGGAGAGGAGCAGCGAAGAGGAUGACAACGGAACGGAGAUGGUGGACAUGGCCGACGCGGCAAGCGUGGAGAAGAACGAAGCGACAGCUGAGCAAGAGAAGGUCGUGGGAGGUGGCAAAGCCCAGCAGGAGCGCAAACCACGACAGAACAGGGGACCAGGCAAGGUGAUACCCACGCUCACACGAACGCGCGAGUUCGGCUUCCGCACCACCAAAACGGAAUGGGAGGAGAAAGAAAGGGGUGCCCCCGCCUGA
This is a messenger RNA of Acanthamoeba castellanii str. Neff, 651 nucleotides long. RefSeq lists its product as uncharacterized. NCBI's taxonomy places the organism in Eukaryota, Discosea, Longamoebia, Acanthamoebidae. The transcript is spliced from 4 exons. The record is from RefSeq and is a predicted model, not a curated record. Bases 1 to 651 code for a protein of 216 amino acids.